Molecule: messenger RNA, 2544 nt
Organism: Cygnus atratus (black swan)
Lineage: Eukaryota; Metazoa; Chordata; Aves; Anseriformes; Anatidae
Gene: TMEM33
Product: transmembrane protein 33
Exons: 8
Coding region: 105-860 (251 amino acids)
Biological process (GO): membrane organization; endoplasmic reticulum tubular network organization
Cellular component (GO): endoplasmic reticulum; membrane
Source: RefSeq, a predicted model, not a curated record
CCCGGCAGCCCGCUGGAAGUGACAUCAGGCCGCAUCCGGGGGAGGGCCGCGACGGGACGGGCGGCGUGCGGGGAGCGCUCGGCUGUGGCCAUCGCGGCGCGGCCAUGGCGGACUCCACGCAGAACGGGCCCAUGCAAGGCGGAGCCGGCGGCGGGGCCGUGCAAUUUCUGAUGGCUAACAAGCUGGAUACAGCAAUGUGGAUUUCCCGCUUGUUCACGGUUUACUGCUCUGCUUUAUUUGUCCUGCCUCUUCUAGGGUUGCAUGAAGCAGCAAGCUUCUAUCAGCGUGCCUUGCUGGCAAAUGCUUUUACUAGUGCUCUCCGACUACACCAAAGGCUCCCGCACUUUCAGCUUAGCAGGGCAUUUCUGGCCCAGGCUUUGCUGGAGGACAGCUGCCACUACCUGUUGUACUCUCUGAUCUUUGUGAAUUCCUACCCUGUUACAAUGAGUAUUUUCCCAGUUCUGCUAUUCUCUUUGCUUCACGCUGCCACAUACACAAAGAAGGUUCUUGAUGCACGAGGUUCAAAUAGUCUGCCCUUUCUGAGAAAUCUUUUAGAGAAACUGAAUGCUAAUCAGCAGAAUAUUCUAAAAUUCAUUGCUUGCAAUGAAAUUUUUCUGAUGCCAGCUACAGUUUUUAUGCUCUUCAGUGGUCAGGGGAGUCUGCUCCAGCCAUUCAUUUACUAUAGGUUUCUAACAUUACGCUACUCCUCUCGGCGAAAUCCAUACUGUCGGACUCUGUUCACCGAGCUGAGAAUUGUUGUUGAACACCUAAUAAUGAAGCCCUCAUGCCCUGUUUUUGUAAGAAGACUGUGUCUCAGCAGCAUUUCCUUUAUAAGCAGAUUGGCACCAACUGCUGCAUAGCUGAAUUUCAGACACUCAUCUAUUGUGAACAUUAUGAGCAGCUGGCACUUCUGCUGAUGAUUAUAAAUUCCUGGUUUUACACUGAUUUUACUCCAGGCUGUAUAAAAACGUGUAUAUGCUUUUCUUGGAGAUAAUAUAAAAUUUAGCAUAUCAAAAGCAAGUCAUGGAAACUUAAAAUUACUGUGCUAUAUUGCUAAUUGGUGUGUGUGGGGGAAGUAGCUGCAUUAUAUCUAAAACAUGCCCAGUCUUACAGAGUUGUUUUCUAGAAAUCAUGAGUUGUUGGACAUUGAUUAAAAAUUUUUAAGUCUGCUUCGUAGGUUUAUGUUGACUGGAAGCAUUGCUACAGUAGGAUGUCUCCAGUAGGUAGCACUGGUGCACGUACCUAUGCAGUACACUUUGGACAGUAUUCUUCUGCUUACUAAAAAUAUCUGUAGAAUUACUUUGUCUAAAUUACUAUAUUCGGUGUAAAAAUAUGGCCCACUUUGAAUUUAACAAAAUGAGUUAAAGACCAUCACGCUGGCAUAGUUAACGCUCUUUCUGAAGGAGAGCCUAUUUCUGUUAAUGUUACUUAAAGAUAACCCUUCCAAGCUUUUACUUUGUGGUACUUUUGCAUUAGGUUGUUGGGAGAAAUCUCAAGAUUCUGACCAUGGAAAACUCAGCUCUCUUGUCAUAACAAGAUGUUUUACCAAGCCAAAUUGCUGACCUGGAGGCUUUUCAGACAAAGAUGUAAUGCUUAAACUUUUAACCAUCUCUUAAGUGAACUAAUCAAUGUAAAUGUAGUAACUUUUGGAGAAUCAUUGCGGAUGUGUUCUUGUGUCUACACAAAUGUGAGACUGUGGUAAUUCAAGCAUGUCUACUCUUUAGAAAAUUAAUCUGUAGCUAGCUCUAUAUAAAUUGUUCUUCCAGUUUCUGAGACUUACCAUGAUGGGAAAUUUGCAUAAAGGAUUGCACCUAUUCAGGCAGCUAUUGAAACAAAUGGCUGUGGGAUUUUUUGGCCUAAAUCCAUUUUAUGAUGCUGCCUUCAGAUCAGUCAUAAGUACAGAAGUGAAUAUUAAAUUGAGUGCUGAUUAUGCAUUCACCCAACAGCUGGAAGGUAGGUCAUGGAAAAAGAAUAUUAUCUGUCCAAAUACAAUGCCUUUCCAUAAAUCCAAGGCAAAGUAUUUGCCUAAUCUUCUGUAGCUUAUGUUAAUAUUCUAAUUACAUACAGUUAAAUGGGAUUCAUUGGCCUUUUGUAAAAAUAGUAAAGUACUGUGCUUCACUAUUCUCCCUUGGUCGGAGGAGUCUUACAUGAAACACUUCUGCAAACAGUCUUGACGCAAAGUAUUUUUCUGUAACUAUUGAGUUAUCUUUUGUGAUGUGGAUAUCGUUCAGCCUUUUCAGUUGUAUUAGUGUGCUAGUUCAGAGAUGUGUAUUUAUACCCUUAUUUCAUUUUUUGCUCAACCUCUUGGUACUGAUAAAGACCUGUUUUUUGGUAAUUGAAUAUGAUACUCUUUGAAUUUUCAUCUUGCUCUCUGAACAUGAUUAGCUAUUUACAGAACACUUGCAUACUGCAGAAGCAAUUGCAUGCAGUACUGCUCUACAGCUGCUAAGACUUGCAACAAGUUUCACUAUAUGUAUAUCCUGUAACUUGAGGAUUUUAUAAAAACUAAAUUUUCUACUACAAAUAAAGGAGUGUUAAAUGUAA